GUCAAAUUCCUGCACACGUAGGAAGGAGCUCCCCGCGCUGCUCCAACGCGACGCACGACGCACGACGCAGCGAGUAACGGACAACUCAUCGACCAAUCGACACCACACAGAUUCUUCUCUAACAUUAUACUUCUACCAUUUCUUCAGAUAAUCGCCUUUGAUUUGUUACUCUCUCUCAACAAUCAUGACAUGAGGAGGACCAUCCCUCCUCUCCUGCAGUCGGCUCGUGCAGACGCAGCUGGACCCGCUUGUGUUCCUCAGAGGAGAUAGGUGACAAUCUGGAGUUUAAGCGUCAAAACUUUGGUCAGAAAAUGUUGAUCGUGGUCUCAGGAGCUCGUGUGAAAAGCCGGUUUCACGUGUAGAACAAAUCGCGAGGAGAGAAAAAACAGUCUGGGUUGAUUUUUCCACAACGGAAAUGAGCUCAGCUCCACCACUGCAGCCUGGAUCUGAAACAUGGUCGAUGUGAUUCCGAGCAGAUCUAAAAGCUCUGAUUUCUGGAUAAAUACGGCUCGUGUUUGAUCGAUGGGAAGAUGUUUGCAGGACUGAUGGGGUUUGAAUGUCGCAGUAACUCUCUGCUGCACCUCCGAGAAGUCAUGGAAGGUGGCCGGGCGCCAGGGACAGCUGGCAGCUCCGGCCGUAAGAGGUUCCACCGACGACCGGGGUACAUGAGAGGAGAGCCGUCCAGACUGCAGAGCAUGUCUCAGGAGCAGGAGGAGGAGGAGGAGGAGGAGGAGGAGGAGGAAGGGAACACAACAGGCAUUAGAAAAUCUGGACAUCACACUGACAUCACACCUGCUGUCAAAGUGUCCUCACAGACUGACAAACCUUCAUGUAGCACCCGGAGGAGUAAGAGUUUUCUCUGCUCUGGGACUUGUCCUCUGUCUCCCAAAGCAUGCAGGGAAAUUAACGGUACAUCAGGCCAGGAUGAACUCAGGUUAAGCCGGAGUCCAGCACCUCCACAGUCCUCCACACAGGACUCCUUUAACUCCAGUUUUAGUUUCAUCCGAGAGUCUCUAAACUCAACUUCAACCCCGUCACAGGAACCAGAAGCACUAAGUCAUUCCACUAAAGCACAGAGUUCACCUCAAACUAAACCAGCAGCCUUAACCACUGAGCACGACGUCUCGAGGCAGACCAGUUCUGUCCAAUCAGAGGCGUCCUCCGAGCGGGGCGAGCUGUCGUCAGGCGGGAGGUUUUGGGGGGAGAGUCUGUGGGUAAACAGGGAGGUGACGUCUGACCUCCCUGACUAUGACUCUCACUCUGUGGACAUAGACAUCACCUCCUCGCUCUCCGUGGACUCAGACACAGCCUCCGCCUCCUCCGUCACCUCUGGCUAUGAGAGUGCCACGCCCGUCUGCGACCAUGGCAUGGACAACCUGGUGAAGAAGUACGAGGGCGUGCUGCAGGACUGUCUGCAGAACAACCGGACGCACACUAAGAUCGAGUCCAUGAUGUUGAAGCUGCAGAGACUCCAGCAGAAAGCCAUUUUGGAUGACGACUAUGAUGCAGCUGAGCGUUUCAGGAAGAAGCUGGAGGAGCUGUGCAGAGAGAGAGGAGCUCUGAAGCUCGGUCUCCCCUCCACUCAGCCCAGCGUGGCUCUGUUCCUGCAGCGCCUCACACAGGUGGUGCACAGCGCCCUCCAGAGGACAGACUGCAGCCACUGCAGGGACGGGACGGAUCCUGAGCCAGGGGCCGAUCUGAGGGACUCUCUGCGGGGUCCACUGCAUCGAAGAGGUCGUCUGAUUCAAGAGAAACGGCAGCUGGAGGAGGAGAUGCUGGAGCUGCAGCAGCGGCUGGCGGAGCUGAAGGAUCGCCGUGUGCAGCUGGAGCAGCAGAUCCAGCAGGAGGAGCAGCGGGCGGAGGCCGAGGAGCUGGAGGGCUCGGUGCUGAGGAGCUGCAGCGUGGAGCAGCUCCGAGACAUGAGCUGCACCCUGCAGGAGCUCGUCUCCUCCGUGAGCCGUACACAGAUCUCCGUCUCUCCUCCUCCCUCCGUCAUCAGACUCCAGGAACAGGAGCAGGCGCUGAAUCUGUCCAUCAAGGAAGCAACUGCUAAAGUGGUCAUGAGUCAGAGGUUGGGCAGCAGCCUGAGGAGGAAAGUCAGCGAGACUGAAACUCAGCUUUUAACGCUGCAUGAAGCAAAGCUGGCGUCCAUCUCAGGUAAUGACUUCAGCAGUGCCAAGGAGCUGAAGGCGGAGAUGAAGGCGGUGUACCUGGAGCGGGACCGGCUGGAGGCGCUGGCCAAGCGUCUGCACAGCCUGAGCGCCGGGAGCAGCCAGGAGCUGAGCAGGAUGAAGGAGCAGAGGCAGCAGCUGAGGCAGGAGCUGGAGCAGAGAGAGGCCGUGCACGAGAGCCGUCUGAAAGGAAACACCACCAGGUACAUGAAGCUGCUGGAGGACAGACUGCACAGCUGUGGCUGUCCUGGUCUGGAGCGGAUCUGGGAGGCCGACCUGGAGGCGUGUCACCUGUUCCUGCGGGGUCUCCAGCUGAGGACCCCGAGCUGCAGCGGAGCGGACAUGGAGGACCUCCCCUCUGCAGCGGCUUGUCCUCUGACCCCGCAGAGCACCAAAGAAGAAGAAGAAGAAGACUGCGCCAUGCUGACGGCGUUGGGUGGGCGUUGGUGUCCCGAGGCAAACUUACAGAACUCCGAGUUCACGAAGAAGCUGGAGGAGUUUUUGUUCUGCAUGGAGGAGAGUCAGCCUGAGGACGUCUGUGGAGAGUCUGAGGCUGCAGACCUGACGGAGCGCUGCGAGCUGAUCAGUGACAGACUCCUGACCUUGGAAGACGAAUUACAGACGGCCAUACUGAACCAGGAUCAGGUCUCUGCACAGUCGCUAGAAAAGGAGGUUCAGGAAGUCAAAGCCACUUUACAAACGAUGCUCGCACAGCUCAAAGAGGAAGACGAGGACGAGGAAGAGGAGGAGGAGCUACAAGACGAUGACCUCAUGAAAAAUGAGACUGACGAGGAGGAAGAAGAAGAAGAAGAGGAGGAGGAAAACGAAGAUGAAGAAGAGGAUCAGUACUUCAGUGACAGCUGGGGCAUUUGAAAUGGAUGCUUACACACACACACACACACACACACACACACACACACACACACACUGAGACACUCUCUGAGUCUGACCUCAGAUCAGCAGGACUGACCCCGGAUCCUUUUACUCCCCUCACAGAGCUCCAGGACAAUCAUCUGAGGGUAUCCUCAAACUUCCAGCACAAAGCGUCAGAGAGUGAAACUGUCUCCGUCCACAAAUGGGAAAAAAUUGAGAGUUUUGAUAUAAAUAUAAACUUUUAGACACUUUAAUGCAACUUUAAAGUAACCAGCCGAAGGUUAAAAAUACUUUUUUGUUUGGAUACGAGGUCACUUUUCAGUCUUUAUCUUUUAACAUUCAGACGGUUAAAAGAAAGAACAAACUUUUCAAACUGCACUCAUAAAUGUUAUGUUGCCAGUAAAACACUGUGUGCACUCUUUGCUUUGCUGUUGGAUUCUAAGUUUUGUUUGCAGAUUCAAAGUUUAGCUGACGUUGCUCAGAGUCCGCACGCGUCCGCAUGCUGAGCUGCAAACAAAUCCUUCCGAUUCAUUUAAAACACCUCGCUCUUAAGUUUCAGAUUGAAAAAGAAACACUUUUAGAUUCGCAGACAAACGUCUUUGCAAUACUUCCUGUUAAACAGAUUAAUUUAAAACAACAUAUUUGUGCAGGUUUGAUCGUCGUGUUUCAUUAAAAGUUUAAAGACAAAAGUUUCCUCAUAUUGACAACUCUUCAGAGAUCGUCUUCUCUAGUCCAGAUGUUUUAAACGUGUUUUGUCAGGUCGUACAGAUGUUGAGCAAUCAUGUGGAUUAUUUAACUGACUCAUUAAACCUUACUUUGUCGAUGAAUGAAAGUCCAAGUCAAACUGCCUUGUUAAACACACCAUUCGUAAAAACAAACCCCUGCUUGUAACUCCUGCAGCAGCUGUUUCCCCUUCUCUGUGAAACACCUGAGCAGACCCUAAGGUCCCUACCUUCAAUCCCCCUGUGAGAUCCUUUACACCAAACACCAAAUAUUAUUAUCAUAAUCUGCUCCUUCACUCUGAUCACCAAGCUUGUAUACAUCCGGGUAGUAGAGCACGGGGAGAAAGAAUGUGUGACUUUUAGAUCCAGUAGAUGUCGCUCUUGAGCUCCAGCAUGAAACCAAAACAAACUGCUGUUAGGCCACACCUCCUCCAUACUGAAGCCUUCUCUCCUCCAGAGACACACCUCCAACCCCACUACACUCGCGUUUGCACACAGAAGUUAACAAUUAGAGCGCAACAUAAUUAAGCACAAUUAAGAGCAACCAGCGGACAAAAUUGUCUUUGGCUCGACCUGCAAUCACCUGUGUGCUGCAUUGUUGUGUUAGCAUGCUAAUGUUAGCGCUCUUUAGUUAGCUCGUAGCUUCACAUCGCAUUGACACAGAAUGACCGAGAUCUAAAAACUCUAACUAACAUCCAAAUAAUCAGUGAGUAUGUUCUUCUUCUUCUCUCUAGUCCUUCACUAAAACAGUUUUUAUACACAAGGGGAGGAGCCGGCCGUCCCGUCCAUGUAAACACGGCUCUGACAACAACACAGCCAGCGGGACUCGAGCUUCUCACUCAUUGUAGACAGUCAUGACUCAGAGACACAUUUACACAGGAUAGACUUGAUGCACAUUCUUCCUCUAACCAGAGCUACAGCCCCCACUAGUGACGGGUGGCUGCAUUGCAGUUUGAGCAGAACAUUUGACGGGCAUCGAGGGUCAACAUAUAAAAUUGACUCGUGUUCUGGUGCUGACUAGCGAGGGUGACGUCAUUGUUUUCGUCGACUAAACGCGCACAUUCCACAUUAAGUUUAGCUGAAGUUUGGUGACAUUUCUCGUGAAUUCUGAAGUUAAUUUAUUAUUAUUUUCUCUCGCUAAAUUAAGACACUUUCUUUUAAAUCUCACGAGAGAAACUGAAACGACAUGAGGCCUCAAACCAAACUGACACUGUUUUAAAUCUUUCCUGUGGACCAAUCAGAGCGCCUCUUACUGGUGAUGGUCUCUCACAUGAACUCACACAUUAGCGUGAUCUAACCUCUGUGCUAUUUCAUAGUGACUGGACUUCUCUUACAUGUCAUAACCUGUUUGUGGUGCUACGAGAAUGUGAGCUAACUUGAACACUUUAUUUUUCUCUUUGUGUGGAAAAAAUGCAAUACGAUGUUUGUUUUAUUCCGUGUUUUACAGCAGAGAUGUUCUGUAUUUUAAAAUGUUUGUGUCUUAUGCAUGAAGGAAAUAUUGAAGGAUGAAUUCUCAGUGAACACCUGAGGGAAGUAUUUGUUCCUGCUGUUUGUUUUUAUUUAAUCUGCCACUCGUUGUGUUUUUAUUUGAUGUAAACUCUCUCGUUCAUUCCACUGGGUGUCACUCGACUUUUUACCUGACCUGUUUUUGUACUUUCACAUAUUAAUCUGUGUUUUGUAUUUACUGUGCAGCCUGAGUUCUGCAUCAUAUUUCAUAUUUAUUCCUUGCAGCAGCUCCCUAAUUACAGCAUGUACCAUUAAAGCUGACGCCGUGUC
Labrus mixtus (cuckoo wrasse) is the source of this 5542-nucleotide messenger RNA. It is a transcript of the gene disc1, whose product is annotated as DISC1 scaffold protein. NCBI's taxonomy places the organism in Eukaryota, Metazoa, Chordata, Actinopteri, Labriformes, Labridae. The transcript is spliced from 14 exons. Gene Ontology annotation, cellular component: intermediate filament cytoskeleton; centrosome; mitochondrion. The coding region runs from base 531 to 3044 and encodes 837 amino acids. The record is from RefSeq and is a predicted model, not a curated record. Gene Ontology annotation, biological process: cilium assembly; neuron migration.